UGCAAAGGUAAGGGAGAUUCUACAAUUUUCUUCUUAUUCUUUUGCCUCGAUUUUGUAGGUGGGGCUUGGGUUUGUCUCCCCCCUCCCCUGUCCAAGAUGGGGCUGAACCCCACCUCGGGGUGCUGCAGGGAGAGGCUUCCCAGGAAAUUCGGCGGUAGAGAGAAGGGUGGCUGCUUCCUGGAGGAGGAACGAAGGCAGGGAAGAUGGGAGGAGGACCCGAAAGGGGCCACAGAGGCGAGCUCUAAGUCGGCUUUUUAAGCCGGGAGGAGAGGCUCAAGCGAGGGGGCUGCCAAAGGGAGGAUGGGGGUGUUUGGGCUUCAGGGCACUCGAAGAAGCCGGUGGCUACAGCCUCUGUGGGUUUGUGCCUCCACCCCCUCCUCCCACCAUCCCUCCCUCGUUCUGGCCUCCCCCCCAAUUGCCCCUACGCUGUUCUCUUGCCCGGUUCGGGUGUCGGCAGUUUCCCGGCAGCAUUGGCACGAGGGGCGGUGGCGCGGAGGGCCGUCCUGGUCUCUGGAGGGCCUGGAAUCUCCGCAGAGGCCAUGGCGGGCAAGGAGGCGGCUAGAGAGAGACAGAAAGAACAAUUUACGGAGAAACACGCUCAUUCUCUCUCUUUGGAGACAUUUCUGAAAUUAAAGGGCUGUGAGUGGAGGCACCUAAAUGGAGGUACUCCCCUCCCCUCAGCCUGCCUGAGAAUGCCCAGGUCUCUGGCCACUCCCGGAGGAGGGAGCCUGGCUCUGCAGGGAGACCAUGUUGUGGUGUUCAACGCGGUAGGUUACAAUGUGCUGGUUUCUGUGCGACGCUGAUGCUAUUACUUGUGUUUUGUUGGUUUGGGGGGUGUGGGUUUCGGUGGAGGAGAAAAUUGCCAUUUGCAUAACUGAUGUUGAAACAUUUCAAACUUUCCUGGAUCUAAACCUGGUGAUUGUGAAGAAGCUGUUCCGUGUGUUGUUGUUUAAGGCUUGUAAAUUAAAAAAAAAAAAAAAGGGGGGGGAGAAGAAAAUAAAAAGAAAACGCAGUUAGGGGGCCUAAUGGUGUCCGGACUAGAGAGCUGCCUGGCGCUGAGCUCAGACAGCUAGUCCUGUCCCUCGGGCGCCAGAUUUCAUUCCCCAGCCAGGCCUUCUGGGGGUGAAGGGAAGCUUUGGGCCGGAGACGGAGAUUCCGAAAGUAGCUGGUGGGGGCGGAAGACGGUGCAAGCCUCUGGGUGUGGACUUAAAAUAGAGCGAGAGGGCUUCUGAGGAAGCUGCAAGCCAGGAGAUCAGCGACUCUGGAGAGAUUGGCUCAGUUUGGUUUGCACGAUUAGGCGAUGGUUCUCUCUUCCUACAGACCAGAGGCCGAGUGUGGAGCCUCAGGCCCCUGGUUGCCUAAGGAGGCUGUGUCCGGGGAUACUGGCCCUCUGGGUCCCGAGCUGGCAGAGAGGGACUCAGCCACUUGUGGCGCGGGAGGGGUCCCUGGAGGCCCAGGUGGAUGUCCUCCCAGCAGGCCGGAUUGGGGGGCUGGGGGGGGCACCCCGCGCUGCGCAUAGCCAGAGAAGGUCUCGGCUACCACCCACGGCACUUGGAGCCUAUUCUCAAAGGGAAAACCCCCCCAGACCCACCCGGACGGAAGGUCUUUUUCUCCUGUAGUCUCGGCGGGGUAUAAAUCAUCCCUUAGUUUGCUGUGAUCCAAAUUAUGCGGUUUGCUGCCAUCUACCGUCCGUUCGGAGACAUGCGGCUUCGGCGCCGCGAGCCCCGCGAUGCUGCCUGUACCGUGCCCGACGCCUGGAGCCCGGGCGCUGAGGUUUGGCGGGAUUCGGGGACUUCGGGCCCAGAUUGUCGCUUCCCGUCGGACCCCGGUUCCCCCCGCCCGAGUGUGGACUAGAGAACUAGUGUCCCCUCCCCCUCGCCCGCCCCAUCCUGGCUCCGAACCUUGCGGCUGGCCGGGGAAGCGGCGUUUUCUAGGGCAUAUUUAAAGGGACUGAUGCCGCCUUCCGCGGGCGGGGGGCCCUGAACCCGGGAGCCCCCCAUCCACCCACCGCGGGCGCUAGGGGGGAUCCUCCGGGCCUCUCGGGAGAUCCGAGGCCAAGGCUGUUCAAGGUUUAUUUGGUUUUCUUUUUGGCCAAGGGAGGGGCCCGCAGAGGAGGCGCCGGCCCGGCAGUUCCACUCGGUUGUCAAAAGACAACCGGGUCUGUGUUCUCCCGGUUGGCGGUGGGUCUUGCCAGCUCCUUGGCUGGCGAAUCGGUGAGGAAGGAAUUGAGCCAAAUUUUCUGGAAACGGUCGGUGUCUGCAAGUGAGUGGGGGCCCCCUCCCUCAUUCUCAAUCGUUUCAAGCGAAAUAAUCGACAAAGAUGCUUUGGGGGGAAAUUGGGGUACAGCUCAAUCACCGAGGAACCAAACCAUGGGGAUUUUCGUUCCUGCCGGACCCCUCACACCCGCCUUCCCAGAAGGGGUGGCGAGGGCGGGGGUCCGCGCCGCGGCCGCCGCGUUUGAAUAUUGGCCCCUGUCUCUCGGGUUACUGAUUAGCUCGGGCUUUCAAGCCCCAGGAGGAAGCCCUGGCCGUCCCUUUCAAGGUGCGGUGGCCCCGGCUCCUGGGCGGGGGCUCCAGGAAAUUGCCUGCGGUGCCGGGCAGGCCGAGGUGUUACUAGGGUCUGGCCUGGAGCUGGAGGGGCCCGGCGGGCUGAGGGCAAACGCCAGGGCUACCGCCCCCAGCGCCCUCGGCAGCCAGAGCGGUUUUCCUGCAGCUGGAAGGCCCGGCCCGGUGCGGGAGGCCCGAGGGAGCGCGCCCCGCCGGGAUCGGCCCCCCCCCCCAUCAGGCUUUUUCUUGUGGGUAAUCCAGAGGUCAGGUGGGGAGGAGAAGGUGGCUGGUACCGAGGGUGGAAACACUGCGGGGCUCCUAGAGCGCUGGCGGACCUGGGGGUGGGGGGAGCGGGAACUGGGCACCGCGGCCCUCCCCACCCCCAGAUCAGAGACAAGGUGGUUCAUUUGCAUAUGAAAAUGAGGUCCUGGCGCCGAGCUCUGGACCGGCCCGUGUGAAGGGCCUGUUCCGUCUAAACUGCUCGCAAAGGUUGGGAGCCAUCACGUUGCUUCCUCUGGGAACGUUUAUGCUUCCCAAACCCAGAGACUCACAGAAUUGGGUAGACCUGUUUCAACUUGCCACACCCCGGCCAGAGUUACAAGUGGGGUGUGGGGGAAGGUGUCCACAACCCAAAGAGCUGGGGGGGGGGCGCUUUGUAGCUGAGAGGAAAGGGGAAGCCUGGACAAUGUCUAAUCCCCGCUCCCCUCCCCUCCACACACAUACAGGAAGAUACCCCUCCCUGGUACAGAGAAUUUUCCUCCUGAGCUGAACACAACUGAGGCAUUUCCCUGGGAGCUGGAACGUGUGUGCGUCCACAGGGCUGCAGAUUCGAAGCACAGAAAACUACAAUUAUAAACCCUGCCAGUGAGGUUUCUGUGCAAUCCUGUUGUGUACUCAAGACUUGGUACACAUUUCUAUCCACCUCUCCAUACGCAUGCUUCCUCAUGGAAGCAGGGAGAGGACCCCCCCCCCCCCAGACGGGCAGCCGGCUGUGCCCGCUGCUGUGUAUUUACAUAUUCCCCCUUGGAGACAGACAGAUGGGACAGUGGACUGAACCACAGACAGAUUCGUAGAGAUCUGGCUCCAGGAACCAGGCGGCCUCUGGCCCAGCUCUGCCUGCCUGCUCUUUCUCCCAAACAAACGGAUCAGAGGAAUAAACGCUCAUAAAUACCUCUGGGUUUAGAUAAGAGCGAUGAGGCGCUAUUUCCUUUCAUGCUGGACUACAGGCGCCCAGGCCCUGCCUUUUCGGCUCCAUCUCCCGACAGGCAACCUGCAGAGGUGAGGUUAAUUUGGGGCUGUGACUCUCUCGAAGGAUAAGGGGAUCAUUUUCCUGCUUCUCUCACCGGGGAAUCUUACUUUGUCCAAACUCCACCGGCAAGCCUACACCAUCCAGUCCCAAGCCGUGGACAUAGUGGCCAGCGAGGGGACAGCGAGGGCUGGAACCCAUGGCCCAGCUUCAGUGGCAGGGAGGGGGGAGGUGCACACAGGCACUCGCUCACCUCGCCCGAAUGUUCCACGUGCCUCUGUGGGAAUGGGCCCAAUCAUAGCUAGAUUGGAACAUUUAUGAUGCUCCAGCAUUCGAGGGCUUGAGUUUGUUUUUCUUAAAUCUUGAUAAAACGACUGCAGAGUCAGGGUAGGAAGGGCUCACCACUUGGCCAUGAAGGGGCAACCUAGAUGUUGUCCUGAGUUCAGGAAGCCUUGUAGGCCAUUUUGCAACCAAACAAGUACCCACCCUUAGUCACCAACCUCAGCCCUCUGCCAUUUUCCCCUAGUGUCUUGUCCCACCUUUAGUGGGUAGAGCUGGCCCAUAGAAAGGAGCCCAGAGAGCAAGGUAGAGAGGAGGCGCAGCCUGGCCCCUCAUCAGCUUUUGCCCCACACCCUGGCCCAUGCCCAGCUCCAGGUCUGAAGGUGGUCCCCCUUGACAUCCUCUACGUGAAUAUUAGAAUUUUGAACACACACGGUGGCUGUCUUCCAGCCUGGCGUCAAUGUUCACUUUCUUCAGACGAGAGCCAGAGACCUGCACUCUCACACACGCAAGCUUGUACUGCAGCAAAGCGGGUGCUGCAAAAAUGAGAGGGGGGUGGGAGGGACGGUAGAGAUGCUGAGAGACAGAGGGUGGUGAGCAUCUGGAGAGGGGAUGUGGGCUGAUAGUUCUAAGCUGCCUGCUGAGACCCAAACCCUCUUCCCUCCUUAUACAACUAAACCAAAAUGAAGUCUGGGGAAAGAAUUAAUUUUAAAAAGAACGGCCAGCUUCUGGAGAGACUUGGAAAAGGUGUGAGGACCCCUCUCUUCCUGGUGGUCUCUAAUCGCCUCCACUAUCAGGAGGGUUUGAGGACCCCAACUUAGAGGAGGACCAAUUUCUCUCCUAUACCCUCUUUCUGAGACAACCUUGAUUCCUAAGCAUCUGUCGCCCAGGAUAUUUUCAUGUCUUUGUGGGGGUGAAGGUUGCAGGCAGGAUAAGUGAUCAGACAAACCCAGGCUGGGGGACGCCCCUCACGCCCCCUCUCUUUAUCCCUAAGUGGAGAGGACUAGACCCUCUCCCCAUCGCCCCUUCCUGUGCCCAGAGCAAGCGUGCACACUAGACCCAGGCGUGAUGUCUUGAGGAGCAGCCAUAGCGGCCCAGGAGGCUCCUAACCCAGCUGCAGAGCCAGGAGAAGGUUAAGCUCAGACCCUCCUCCCAUUUACCGGCCUUCGGGGUCCUCUGGGCAGCAGGCUCUGGCCUGCCUCUCAGACCACGAGAGCUGUGGAGAAGCAGGAAUCAUAAUCCCAGGCUUGGAAGAGAUAGAGUGGAUCUGAGAAACAAGGGGAAGAGGGUUGUCUUCAAAACCUGGGAAGGGGAUGGUUUCCUUUUCGCCUCUCUCUCUCUCUCUCUCUCUCUGAAGGGAUGCUAGUUAGCGGCGAACUCUUCUCCCCUUCGACCAACACAAACCCCUAGAAAUAAACCGCCUUUGGUUCUCUCCUGGCUGGCCUGAGAUGUGAGAUUCAGGGAUGGCUGCCCACCCUUCCCUUGGGGGGAAUGGGGCUCAAGCCACGCAGGGGUUAACUUUCCUGAAAACACAAUUAACUUUUUCCUAUCCUGAGUGGGGAGGGAGGGGGAGAUUUAUUUAAUCACUGGGGGAUGCGGUGGUCUCCACCAAAGCUCCCUCCUCCCGCACAGACGUCUCUCUCGCAGAUCCUACGUAGAGGGAACAGAACGCGUAGUGUUGUUGAGGGAGAGAGAGAGAGAGAAAGGAGAAGGAGAAGAAGGAGGGAAAAAAAAGGUUGAUAGGUUUGUGCGCGGGUCCCUCGCGCGGGCCGCGCUCCUCCUGGGUGCUAUUUGACAAUUCCUGCCUCUGCCAUUGGUCAGCGCCGGAUCAGAUGCUUGUAUUUCCUUCUGGCCCUCACUGGCACCUCGCCAUCCCCCCUCAGCGAAAACCCAAUCUCAGAUAUACUACUAAUAGGCGCGGCGCUCGGACUAUAAAACACAACAAAUCAUAAGCCCGGCGGAGCAGCAGCGGCCGCGCGCCUCCCUCCCAAUGAGUUCCUAUUUCGUGAACUCCACCUUCCCCGUCACUCUGGCCAGCGGGCAGGAGUCCUUCCUGGGCCAGCUCCCGCUCUACUCCUCCGGCUAUGCGGACCCGCUGCGGCACUACCCCGCGCCCUACGGGCCCGCGCCCGGCCAGGACAAGGGCUUUGCCGCCUCCUCCUACUACCCGCCGGCGGGCGGCGGCUACGGCCGAGCGGCGCCCUGCGACUACGGCCCGGCGCCCGCCUUCUACCGCGAGAAGGAGUCGGCCUGCGCGCUCUCCGGGGCCGACGAGCCGCCCCCCUUCCUCCCCGAGCCGCGCAAGUCCGACUGCGCGCAGGACAAGAGCGUGUUCGGCGAGCCCGACGAGCAGAAGUGCUCCACGCCCGUCUACCCGUGGAUGCAGCGGAUGAACUCGUGCAACAGUUCCUCCUUUGGGCCCAGCGGCCGGCGCGGCCGCCAGACCUACACGCGCUACCAGACCCUGGAGCUGGAGAAGGAGUUCCACUACAACCGCUACCUGACGCGGCGGCGGCGCAUCGAGAUCGCGCACGCCCUGUGCCUGACCGAGCGGCAGAUCAAGAUCUGGUUCCAGAACCGGCGCAUGAAGUGGAAAAAGGAGAGCAAACUGCUCAGCGCGGCUCAGCUCAGUGCGGAGGAGGAGGAGGAGAAGCCCGCGGAGUGAAGGCGCUGGGAAGGCCGGGGGCGCGAAGGGAGAGGCCUGUGGGCAGCCGAGGGCCUUGGAGCUCUGGAGAAGGCUCUGCGGGCGGGGGGCGCCUGGGGACCCGCUCCCCAGCACGAGACGGGCGGGGCCCAGGGCUCCCCGCGUCGCCCCCGCCCGCAGAGCUCUGGCGGGUGCCGGAAGGCGGUGCAGCCUGAGCCCACCCGGCCCCCCUCGGGCCCCC
Myotis myotis is the source of this 6956-nucleotide messenger RNA. RefSeq names its product homeobox B6 (gene HOXB6). Gene Ontology annotation, biological process: anterior/posterior pattern specification; regulation of transcription by RNA polymerase II. The transcript has 2 exons. Lineage: Eukaryota; Metazoa; Chordata; Mammalia; Chiroptera; Vespertilionidae. Gene Ontology annotation, molecular function: RNA polymerase II cis-regulatory region sequence-specific DNA binding; DNA-binding transcription factor activity, RNA polymerase II-specific. Bases 6062 to 6736 code for a protein of 224 amino acids. The record is from RefSeq and is a predicted model, not a curated record. Gene Ontology annotation, cellular component: nucleus.